Selaginella moellendorffii is the source of this 1598-nucleotide messenger RNA. Its product is annotated as O-acyltransferase WSD1. Gene Ontology annotation, cellular component: plasma membrane. The transcript has 7 exons. The record is from RefSeq and is a predicted model, not a curated record. Lineage: Eukaryota; Viridiplantae; Streptophyta; Lycopodiopsida; Selaginellales; Selaginellaceae. Gene Ontology annotation, molecular function: diacylglycerol O-acyltransferase activity; long-chain-alcohol O-fatty-acyltransferase activity. Gene Ontology annotation, biological process: triglyceride biosynthetic process. Bases 1 to 1524 code for a protein of 507 amino acids.
AUGGGAGUGCUUCGGCGAAUCAAAACCUCUCAGCAAAGAUCUAGCGAUGGGAAUGAGAAUGAAAACACUCUCCCGCGGAUUGGAGAUGGAGUGGAGGAGCCGGUGACACCGGCGGGGCGAUUGUUCCUCCAGCCGGAUUUCUACUUGACGGCCCAGUGCAUUCUUGGAUUCCAGAACCCAAUCGAUCUCCCGGCGCUCAAGAGCGAGCUCUCCAACACACUGGCAAAACACCCACGAUUCUCCAGCCUCAUGAGGCUAAACGCUAGAGGGAGGGAGAUCUGGGUGAGAACCCACGUAAACAUCGACGAUCACAUCAUCGUGGCGGACCUCUCGCGCUUCCCGCGCGAUUCGCCCACGAUCGUGGAGGACUACACCGCCGAGCUCAGCGCCGCUCGCCUGGAUGCCAGCAAGCCUCUGUGGGAGGUCCACGUCCUGGCGAUGGAUGAUGAUCGCCCACAAAUCUCUCUUCGUGGUGGCGCGAGAGGUGUUUGUAUCCUCGUCUUCCAUCACGCACUCGGCGAUGGAACCUCGCUCAUGUCGCUCUUCCUGGCAUCUACACGGCAGCUGGAGAAUCCCGCGAUGCUGCCCACGAUUCCCAGGCCAGCGCCGGCGCCACAGAAUGAUCUUCAUCCACUGGCGUGGAUUUGGAGGUCUCUCGUGCCGCGGCUCUGGAGGCUCGUGCUCGUGGCAUGGUUCUCUAUCACGGAGAUUGUCAAGUUUCUGUGUAUGCAGGCGUGGGUCAAGGACAGCCGUUCAUGCCUGCGAGGCUAUCGCGGGGCCGAGAACGAGCCAAGUCGGCUCGCCAUCGCCGACCUCAAGCUCGACGAUGUCAAGCGCGUCAAGAAUGCCGCCAAUGCGACGGUGAACGAUGUGCUACUCGCGAUUGUCUCGAUUGCUCUCCAGAAGUAUCUCACGCAUCACGCUCAAACUGGCAGUGACAAUGGCAAUCACUCAAAAUGGUUGAAGAGCCUCUCGAUCCGGGCGCUAGUGAUGGUCAACACCAGACCUUCCCCAGGUUUGCAAGAAGUAAACGAGAUGAUGAACACCAGGUCGAAGGCAAGAUGGGGCAAUAGCCUGGGUUACAUGCUCGUUCCCCUCUCGGUCAAUAAGGUCAACGCACCUACACACCCGUCACUCGAGCACGUCCACCACGCAAAAUCUAUUUCCACCCGGAAGAAGCUCUCUUACGAGGCCAAGCUCACGUACUCUGGAGGGGUUUUGUUGAUCCAUCUCCUCGGAAUCAAGGGCGGGCGAGACAUGACAUACAGGGCCGCGCUCCACACCACCCUCACAAUCUCCAACAUUGUUGGCCCUGUGGAGACCGUAACGUUCGCUGGAAAUCCUCUCCUUUACAUCAUCCCCACGAGCUCGGGCCUUCCACAGGGGCUGCUGGUCCACAUGACAAGCUACGCGAAUGACGUGAGGAUCGCGGUCAUGGCGAAGGAGAAGAUCGUCCCUGACGUGAGCUUCCUGAGGGAUAGCGUCUACGCUGCCAUGGACACACUGUUACGAGACACUACUUAAAUCUAUCAAGCCCUUGACAAGGGGAUAUUCUGUGACCAAAACAAUCCAUUGACGACAGCGCACGCUUCUAAAUA